Molecule: messenger RNA, 444 nt
Organism: Owenia fusiformis
Lineage: Eukaryota; Metazoa; Annelida; Polychaeta; Sabellida; Oweniidae
Source: the annotation of a GenBank genome assembly
AUGGCUGAAAGGAAGAAGAGACUUUGUUCGAGAUCUCGCGAGAGGAAAAUAAAAAUGUCUGCUUACGAAAACGUAUCUCGGGGAGCUCUGAAAUUAAAAGGUGUUUCUGACUCUGGAAUGAAAAAGAAGAAAAAGAAGAAGUCCAAGGAAAAAGAGAGAGAAAGGCUGAUGCUUGAGCAAGCUCAGCAGCAACAAGCCAAUUCUGAUGAUGGUGCAUCUUCAUCCCAAAAAGAAUACAGAACUAAAGCUGAAGAGGCUUAUAUUGAAAGAAAAAAAGCAUUGAAACAGCAAGAGUUAUUAAAGAUGGCGUCCAAAACUCACAAAGAAAGAAUCAUGGAAUUCAAUGAAAAAUUGGGCAAUCUAAGUGAACAUUAUGACAUUCCUAAAGUUAGUUGGACUAAAUUUGUGCUGUGUGUACAUAUUAUGUAUGCUAGAAAUAAAUAA